This is a messenger RNA of Trichechus manatus latirostris (Florida manatee), 2894 nucleotides long. RefSeq names its product sterile alpha motif domain containing 12 (gene SAMD12). The transcript is spliced from 5 exons. Gene Ontology annotation, biological process: cell surface receptor protein tyrosine kinase signaling pathway. The record is from RefSeq and is a predicted model, not a curated record. Lineage: Eukaryota; Metazoa; Chordata; Mammalia; Sirenia; Trichechidae. Gene Ontology annotation, cellular component: cytoplasmic side of plasma membrane. Gene Ontology annotation, molecular function: protein binding. The coding region runs from base 61 to 546 and encodes 161 amino acids.
GGGGCAGGAGGAGGACCUCGGCCAGGAAAAUUAUGCAUGCGUUAGGCAACCUCUGAAAGAAUGGCUGUGGAAGCUCUCCACUGUGGUUUGAGUCCACGGGGUAUCGAUCACCCUGCCCAUGCUGAAAGUUUUAAACUGCAAAUUGAAGGUGAAGGUGUUGAAUCUCAAUCCAUUAAAAACAAAAAUAUCCAGAAGGUGCUGGAGCAAAAAGGAACCCCCAAACGACUGCAGGCAGAAGCAGAGACGGCUAAGUCUGCUACUGUGAAGCUGUCAAAACCAGUGGCUCUGUGGACCCAGCAGGAUGUCUGCAAGUGGUUGAAGAAACAUUGUCCGAAUCAGUAUCAAAUCUACAGUGAGUCAUUCAAACAGCAUGACAUAACUGGGCGAGCCCUGCUGAGACUUACUGACAAAAAGCUGGAGCGGAUGGGGAUUGCCCAGGAGAACCUCCGGCAGCACAUUUUACAACAGGUGCUCCAGCUGAAGGUGCGAGAAGAAGUCAGAAACCUACAGUUACUCACACAAGCCUCAACCGAGGGUUCUCCAUAAACAUGGUGAGCCUUCCAAGCUACUGUCCGGCCAGUUGAUAUGGAAAUGUCCUGUUCCUCACUGAAAGACUAACUCAUGGCACUGCCUGAAGACGUCCUUGGAGCAUUGACAGAUUAACCGGAUUAACGGAAAAGACACCCAUUCAGUCAAGAUGAUGGGCUUUGGAAAAUCUUAGCUUGCUGAGAAGUUUAAAAUGAGGUGCAUAAUAUACAGUGCCAACUUGUUCCGAGUGGUCAUUGGCAGACCAUUAGCUGGAAAAUUGCUUCCAGUUUUCAUCACUGUGCAUAACUCAAGUUCCCUCUGGGGAGCUGUCUGUGCCCUUCACUAGAAGUCCCGUUUUAGCAUGGCAACUACUGGAUUAUUUUAUUAUGUGUGCAGAUGGCAUGAUGUUUUACAGAAAAUUACAGCAAUUCUGCGAUCUCAGUGGAAGUGUUCACAAUAUUACGCUCUGGUAGGAAUGUAAACAUGUCUCGAUUGUGUGAGUUAUGACGUCUAGAGGUAUUCUGUCCAACUCUUAAGCACUUUAUAUGCGAACAGUCCAUCAACGAAUUAGCACGUUCGGUACAUGUGAAAAAACGAGUUUUUUUCUUCUAUGAAUCUUGUUCUACUUCUGGCUCAGACUGUCCAAAACAAACUCCAUGACUAGCACAUCCCUGGUUGUUUGUGGUAGAUUGGUGAAGAUACGGCCACAAUACUGUUAGUACUGUUAGACUUAAUCUCUUGACACUUUACUGAAGAACUGGAUUCAUUGUAGCACCAAAAGGAAGUAGAAGUGGGUCUAAUGAUUGUAAUACCUUAGCCUUUGGUUCCUUGUACCUAGACAGCUGUACCACAUGCUCAUACAAAUACUCAAACACACGAGGCUGCUAUUUGGCCAACGUACGUAUUCUCUCAUUUUAAAACAGAGUUCUUUCAGAGAAAAAAAAGGGAGUGGCCUCCUUUCAGCUGGUAAGCAGAAGGUUGGAGGUGCAGGUCCACCCAGAAGCAUCUCAGAAGAAAGACCUGGUAAUCUACUUCCAAAAACAUCAGCCAUUGAUAACCCUAUGGAGCCCAGUUCUAUUCUGACACACACAGGGUUGCGAUGAGUCAGAGUCAACUUGACGGCACCUGGUUUCCUUUAGUCAAAGAGCCUGGUGGUUUGAUGGUAAGGACAGCAAAAUGCGGUUUUCCUGUGGGGUCCGACUUUAACACUUUGGAAAGAAUUUUAGGUCACGUUUAAAUCGCAACACUCUGAAGAGAAAAAACAGCAAGCGACCCCACUGUGUGCCCAGAGAAGGAAAAGAGUUCAGUUCCCUAAUGGGUUCUUUCCUCAGUAUAGACCCUACCAGUCUCCUUUUAAGCUUUUCUAGGUUUAUACCCACAACUGAUUACUUUUUUUAAUAUGUCUUACAACAAAGCACAGUCUUGGGAAAGCCAUCAACCCAGUUAUUUCUUGUCUUGGAACGUGAGAGAAAUGUCCAUAUUCACUGACCCUGUAUAAUGCUGUAGCACUUUUUUCCUGACGAUAUAAAGUUGGCUGAGGCUCAGCAAAGUAUGCUGUUUGUGCCCACUGUCCCCAUCCGCGACUGCCAGGCAUCAGAGGCUCUUCUUUAAAAUACUUCUGAGAUCCUUCCAGCACAAGCAAUCAUGGUAUUUUAGGGUGUCUCCAGACACUCAUUGUCUGCUCUCCUCACAGCUUGCCUCCCCUCAGGGUCUCAGGAAAUACACAGCCCAUGGGAAAGCUGAGACUUGGAAACCUGACAGGAAAGGGGAGAGAGAUCCAAAUGUGAUUCUGGUGAGUCGCCAGCAGGAUGACUCAUGACUCACCACAAGCCUGUCAGGCUGUAGCACCAGAGAAGGGGGCUUCCAAGAGGGAACUUGGAGAAGCUUCCAUCACCACUGAGAGCUGGCCCUUCAACAGGUCAGCACUGGGGAGCAUCAGGCUCAAGGCAGAAGACUAUGCAUGUGGUGUUUAGGAAGGCAGAUCAUAAUUUUCUACAAAUUCAGAAUUAGGAGGCCAAACUCUGGCUGACAAUGGACAUAACUCCCAGUCUCCCUUGCCCAUCUCAUGAGGUUCAAUUCAAACGCAGAAUUCAUUCAUUUCUUCAUUCAUUCCUUUCAUUAUUCAGCAAGCAUUUUUUGAGUCUACUAUGUGCCAAACAUUGUGUGAGGCAACAACAUUAUAGAAGACAGAUGCUCCUUGCCUUAUGAAACUGUAUCUCCUCCUUCCAAACACUAUCACCAACCCACCUUUUCUACAGUGAAAACAAUUCAGACAGCAUUCACCCCCAGCUAAAGUAACCUGGGAAAAUGCACAUGGCAGCAGGCAGAUCCACUGCCCAAGGGAGUAGAAGGCUGAGGAAGACGUA